Molecule: messenger RNA, 1903 nt
Organism: Drosophila melanogaster (fruit fly)
Lineage: Eukaryota; Metazoa; Arthropoda; Insecta; Diptera; Drosophilidae
Exons: 2
Coding region: 413-1360 (315 amino acids)
Source: RefSeq, marked reviewed
CGUCUGAGUUCGAAAAGAGGAGCCGAAGAGAGGAGAACGACCGCGAGGCGCAACGGAAUACAAAAAGCGGCUGAAGAAACAAAAGAAUCCGAUCCGAAACAGCUCGCAAAAAACUAAAUAGCUGCUAAAUAAAUAAAUAAAUAAAUAAAGCUCGGGCUAUCAGAUGUCGGGCCAAGAUAAAAAUACGCACUAAUGGAAAUAUAAAUAUAAAUAUUAAUGCAAGCGGCAGUCGCAAAGUGCAAAACGCAGUGGACACCACUUGAAGAAAGAGUGAUGUGAUGUCAUAAUAAAACUUUGCCCUUAUCGACAAUAUAAAAAAAAGUGAAAAAAACGAUAUCAGCGGAAAAGCGAGGUAAAAGUUAAUAAAUACCGCCAAGCAAAUCGAAUUGCAAUUUGUGAUAACAAAGCGAGCAUGACGGACUACACGGAAUACGUGGAAACCGCCUGGAAGUAUGCGGAAUGGCUACCUUACCUCCUCGUCUCCUACGUGGUAGUCACCCUGCUGCCGAAGUCCCUCAUCCGGAUGAAACGCUUCGCGGACGCGGACUACGAGGCCAACAGGAACAUGUUUCACCGCUGCUACGGCCCAGAGCUAUGCUGCCACGUUCUGGGCCAGGAGCAGGUCGCCGGAAAGGUGAAGCCCAAGGCCAGGAAGCCAGUGACCCGGGUGUAUCCCAAGCGUCAGCAGGUGGCGCCCAAAGCGGAGCUACCACCUCCUAGUCCAGCGCCCGUUAAGCGGAGCAACGUCACCAAGAUAGCCAGGAUGUUUGAGACGGGCAACACGCGCCAGGUGAGCCGCGUUGCGCCCAUAACGCUUCCCGAGAUCAGGAUGUUCGGAGCAAGCGAUGAGUCCAGAGACUCGACGCCCUGCGUCUCGCGGAAAACCAGCAUCGCCAGUCAGCUCUCGGCUCAGCUGCAGCACAUCGAGCAGACGAUGCACCUGUGGCAGGAACUGGAGGAGGAGCCCUCCAAGAAGGCAUCCAGCCACAACGAUUGGGAGCCCAUGGCAGUGCCGGUUCCAAGACGAACCCGUGGUACCUCUGCCACGCCCUCCACGGCCUCCCCGCUCUCCAGUUCCCCGGAACUGGAGCACUCCCGAUCUCCGGUUCUCCUGAGGAAGCCGCCUUCCCUGUGCCUGCAGACCAGCAUGGAGGAUAUAUUCCAGGUGAUCGCCCGGAGUGCCGAGGAGCCGGAAGACUGCCCGGACUGCCAGUGCCUCUCGCCGGUGACCAGCAUCGAUGAUAUUCUCUCCGAGCGGAGGUUCUCACGCCCCCUGUCCGCCUACUCCAUCACCGAUCUCCUCAACGAAGAGCAGGCCUCGUGUAUCGAAGAGACCACGUACAUCAACGAAACCAGAUGAGGAACACGGUGGGAUUGAAGGAACGUUUUAUAGUGCCAUCCCCCAGGGUCAGAUGGAACAACCAGGUGAACUCCCAUCCCAACCAGGCAUUUGUCCAGGAAACAAAGCCACCGGAGACCUUGCCAAGUCCCCCAAGUCCACAGGAAAACGCCCGCAUUUUGUUUGUUUAAUCGACGGAAACUUAAGCAAAUCAAAGUAAAGACUUUCCAACCUAAAUCGCAAUUGGCAAUCGAAGCCUGUACUUAGAAUCCCAAUCAAUUGUAUAAAAAACGUUAGUUGUGUCAGGAAACCGAAUUCAAAUUGCGAAGCAUCUCAUUCACAGAGAACAGUACUGCUAAACUAAUAUGCUGAUUGUACGUAUUAACUUAUGAAUAAACAUGAAUUUGUAUGGUAGUAUUACUUAUCGUUAAAUGUACUAUAUGUUGUAAAUGAAAACUGUAUUAAAUGCAGCACACACACACACACACACACCUUAUUAUCGUAUAUUCUUAAUAAAGAGAAAACACUGUAUGCACAGCUGCGCCUGGGCAUUCGAACAAUUUU